Homalodisca vitripennis (glassy-winged sharpshooter) is the source of this 417-nucleotide messenger RNA. Its product is annotated as protein GVQW3-like. The record is from RefSeq and is a predicted model, not a curated record. The transcript has a single exon. Gene Ontology annotation, molecular function: nucleic acid binding. Bases 1 to 417 code for a protein of 138 amino acids. NCBI's taxonomy places the organism in Eukaryota, Metazoa, Arthropoda, Insecta, Hemiptera, Cicadellidae.
AUGAUUACGGAGGCCUACAAAGAGCACGCCCUAUCAAGAGCUCAAGUGUUCUGGUGGUUUAAUGAAUUUAAAAACGGGAGGGAAUCCGUUGAAGACAUGGAACGAUCUGGACGCCCUUCAACGAGUCGUGUGGAUGAAACGGUGGCCAAAGUGAAAGAACUCCUGGACUCCAACCGUCGUUUAAGCCUCAAAAUGAUCGCCGAUGAGGUCUCCGUGAAUAAAUUUACGGUUCGCCAAAUUGUUACGCAAGAUUUGAUGAUGAGGAAAGUUUGUGCAAAAUUGGUUCCCCGAGUGCUCCCCGCGAACAAAAGCCUCGUGACCUCUUAUUUGACCCGAAUUGGAGUUGAAGUUCUGCCACAGCCACCAUACAGCCCUGACAUGAGUCCUCCUGAUUCCUUCCUAUUUCCGAAGGCCUGA